ACACAAACAACAGCUUCGACAAGAGCAGCAGUUGAGCACAUGCAGAGGCAGCAGCAGCAGCAUCACCAGCCGCCGCGCCACCCAAAUGAUCCUGAUCCUUACACUGGCCAUCGUGGCCCUAAACAACUUGGAUAGCUUCCUUCCAGCACCAGCAGCUGCCUCGCUGCUCGGAGAGUCGCGACUUCGGCACAAUCCAUCAGGCGUGCGACUGGGCGAGGGCGUGGGCAGCAGCUCGAUAGCCGCUUCGAAUGCGCCCUGCCCACCGGAAAUGUUUCGCUGCAACAAUGGCAAAUGCAUAACGUCGCACUGGGUGUGCAAUUACCAGAAGGACUGUGACGAUGGCGAGGACGAGAUGCAAUCGUGUCCGCCGCCCGAGUGCGAGUCACCUCAGCUGAACUGCGGCCAAUAUGUCUUCAAUAAGACGUACUGCAUUCCCCAGCACUAUCGCUGCGAUAUGAUCGAGGACUGUGAGGAUAAGUCAGACGAGGCGGAGUGCCCUUAUCGCAAGUGCUUGCACACGGACGUGUUCUGCAAUGCGCCUGGUGGGUCAGCUCCGGCGGAGGGCAGCCGCCUGACUGGACCGUGUGUGCCGAAGGAGAAACGCUGCAAUGGUUACUUGGACUGUCGUACCGGACGCGACGAGGAAGGCUGCAGUGGUGUCCCCUGUCGCUUGGAUCAAUUUCGUUGCGCCAACGGACAGAAAUGUAUUGAUGCGGCGCUGAAGUGCAACCAUCGCAACGACUGUGACGACAACUCGGACGAGCAGGGCUGCAACUUCCCCCCUUGCCAUCAUGCGCAAUUCCGUUGCACGAAUGCGCUCUGCAUUCCGUACAACUUCCACUGCGACGGCUACAACGACUGUGCCGAUGAAAGCGACGAGGCGAACUGCACGGCCAUCGCCUGUCCCGACAACAAGUUCCUGUGUCCACGUGGCGGCAUCAAUGGUGCACCCAAGUGUAUACUCAAAUCGCAGCUGUGCGACGGCAAGCGCGACUGUGAGGAUGGCAGUGACGAGGAGACGGCAUGCUCCAUUGACUCCUGUCCAGCGCUCAGCUGUGAGUUCAAGUGCGGACCCUCGCUAAAUGGCGGAGUCUGCUACUGUCGUCAGGGUCAGAGUCUGGCGCCGGACAAUCGCACCUGCAUCGACCUGGAUGAGUGCGCCGAGUGGGGCCACUGCGACCAACUGUGCACAAACACACCCGGCAGCUAUACCUGCCAGUGCGCCCAAGGCUAUAUGCUCAUUAAUUCGUCAAAGUGCAUUGCUCCGGAUGCAAACAAUCUGCAGCUGAUCUUUGCCCACGAUCGUGCCAUCAUGCGUAUGAACGCGCACGACAGCGAGCCCAAGAUCCUGGCCAAUGCCACUGCCGCCGCCGGCGUCGCCUUCCAUUAUGCCCGCAAUACGCUCUACUGGUCGGACAUUAAGACACGCAAGGUGCAAUCGCUGCCAUUGGAUGUAUUAAACAGCGCCGUGGCGCCUUUGGAUCAAACAUUGCCUGGCACCUGGGCACCGGUGGCCCUGGCCGUUGACUGGGUGGGCGAUAAGAUUUACGUGGCUGAUCUUGUGGGCCAGAAGAUUGAUGUCUUUGAGCUAAGCGGUCACUGGCAUGCCGUUGUGCUCGGCUCCAAUCUCACCAGUCCCGCCGAUCUGGCACUGGAUCCCACCGCCGGACUCAUGUUUGUUGCCGACGGUGGUCAGGUGCUGCGCGCUCACAUGGACGGCACGCACGCCCGCUCCAUUGUCUCCGAGGCGGCCUACAAGGCGAGCGGCGUCACAGUCGACAUAAUUGGCAAGCGCGUCUUCUGGUGUGACUCGCUCCUGGACUACAUUGAAUCGGUUGACUAUGAGGGUGGCCAGCGUGUCAUGGUGCUGCGUGGCCAGCAGGUGCCCAGCCCCUCACGCCUGGCGCUAUUUGAGAAUCGUAUCUACUGGACGGAUGCCACCAAGCAGGGCAUAAUGUCAGUCGACAAGUUCGAGGGGCCCAGCUCUAUACAGGUGACCUAUAAGGCCAAGGACAUACGCGAGCCGAAGGGCAUUAUUGCUGUGCACGCGCUUAGCCAACCGCAUGUAUCGAAUCCGUGCGGCAACAACAAUGGCGGCUGCAAUCACAUGUGCAUCGUCACAGCCGUAAAGGGCGCUCCAACGGGUCUCGGCUUCCGUUGCGCCUGCCACACGGGCUAUCAGCUACAGACGGAUCUGAAGAACUGCAAGCUCGUCCGCGAAUUCCUAAUGUACUCGCAGCAGCGCUUCAUCAAGGGCAAGGUGCUGGAGCCGGUCAUCGAGGGCUUCAGUGAUGCCAUACUACCGGUUGUCUCCCGGCGAGCCCGUUUUGUCGGUCUCGAUUUCGAUACUCGUGAUGAGUUCAUUUACUACUCAGACGUGCUGCAGGACGUCAUAUAUCGCGUGCACCGCAAUGGCACUGGCCGCGAAAUCGUGCUAGCCUCACAAAAUGAGGGCGUCGAGGGAUUGGCGGUGGACUGGGCAUCUAAGAAUCUCUACUACAUUGACUCGCGCAAGGGCACACUCAAUGUGCUCUCCACACGUAACGUAACUCACCGACGCACUUUGCUCAAGAAUCUGAAGCGUCCGCGCGCCAUCGUCGUGCACCCCAAUCGCGGCUACAUAUUCUUCUCGGAGUGGGAUCGUCCCGCAAACAUCACCCGUGCAAAUACCGACGGCAGCGGUCUUUUGGUAUUCCGCAAUGUGACCCUGGGCUGGCCCAACGGUCUGUCCAUUGACUUUAUGGAGGAUCGCGUAUAUUGGUGUGACGCUCUACUGGAUCAUGUGCAACAUGCCAAUCUCGAUGGCACGGACAUCAAAACCAUUAACUCACGCCUGGUGCGCCAUCCAUUCUCCAUUGUGAUCCACCACGAUUGGAUGUAUAUUACAGACUGGCGACUGGAUGCAAUCAUUCGACUGCACAAGCUCACCGGCGAGCAGGAGGAGAUGAUGGUGCGCGAGCCGCAAACGAACCGACUCUACGGCGUCAAGGUGUACAGCCGAGAGGUGCAACAUAUUACCGAAACACAGCCCUGCUAUCUAAAUAACGGCGGCUGCCAGAAGAUAUGCUUUGCCAUUCCCAUUUCGCAGAACGAGUCGACUGCCGUGGCUAGCCGCUUGCAAUCGCGCUGCUCGUGUCCUUACGGCGAGCGACUGGCUGAAGAUCAAGUUAGCUGCAUUCCCGACCCCAGCGCUGAGCCCCCGGUCCAGCCCUGCCCCAACAUAUGGGACUUUACCUGCAACAAUCAACGUUGCAUACCCAAAUCCUGGCUCUGUGACGGCGACGACGAUUGCUUAGAUAACAGCGAUGAGGAACAAAACUGCACAAAACCCACCUGUGGCUCGAACGAGUUCCAGUGCAAGUCAGGACGCUGCAUUCCACUGAACUUCCGUUGCGAUCAGGAGAACGACUGUGGCGAUAAUUCGGAUGAGGUCGAUUGCGGCAAUGUCACCUGUGCCACAUCCCAAUUCGCCUGCGCCAAUGGACGUUGCAUACCCAGCAUGUGGAAGUGCGACAGCGAGAACGAUUGCGGCGACAGCAGCGAUGAGGGCGAAUUUUGUGCGGAGAAGACCUGCGCCUAUUUCCAGUUUACUUGCCCCAGAACGGGGCAUUGUAUACCGCAGAGCUGGGUGUGUGACGGCGAUGACGAUUGCUUCGACAAGCAGGAUGAAAAGGACUGUCCCCCGAUAAGCUGUCUGGCCAAUCAGUUCAAGUGCGCCGAUCUGCGUCAGUGUGUCGAGGAAUCGUACAAGUGCGAUGGCAUACCCGACUGCAACGAUGGCAGCGAUGAGCUGGGCUGCCCCUCAAUGGGACCCAACCAAUGCAACGUGGAGAAGCAGUUCCGCUGCAAGUCAAGUGGCUCGUGCAUACCCAUCGCCUGGCACUGCGACGGCACCAACGAUUGCCCGGAUAACUCGGAUGAGGAGGACUGCGGCCAGAUCACAUGCGCGCAGAACUUCUUCAAAUGCAACAACACCAAUUGCGUGUUCAAGGCGUACAUCUGCGAUGGCAAGGAUGACUGCGGCGACAACUCGGACGAGGGUACAGAGCACGCUUGUGUGCCGCCACCUUUCAAAUGCCCCCAUGGCCAGUGGCAGUGUCCAGGCGUGACAGAACGCUGCGUGAACAUAACAUCCGUUUGCGAUGAUACGCCCGACUGUCCCAACGGGGCCGAUGAGGGUGAGGGCUGUGAUUUGGCCGAAUGCGAACAUCAGUCGGGUCGGUGCUCUACAUUGUGUCAGAAAACACCCAAUGGAGCGCUCUGCGUAUGCCCGCCAGGCUCGGAGAUCGGCCCGGACGGAUUCACCUGCGUCGAUACCAAUGAAUGUGAUCCACCUGGCCUCUGCUCUCAGCAGUGCACGAACACAAAGGGUUCCUACUUCUGUUCGUGUACGCAAGGCUAUGUCCUGGGUCCCAACAAGCACACCUGCAAGGCAGUAAAUCACACAGCUGCCUUCUUGAUUAUAUCCAAUCGACACUCCAUAUUGGUGGCCGAUCUGAAGGAACAGGGCCUGGAGCGUGUGCCGAUUAUCGUGGAGAAUGUGGUGGCCACCGCCUCGAACAUGCACACUGGCACCAUUUUCUGGAGCGAUAUGAAGCUUAAGAAGAUAUCGCGACUUGAUCACGGCAUGGAACCACAGGAAAUCAUUACCACCGGCUUGGAUUUAGUCGAAGGCCUGGCCUAUGACUGGAUUGCGCAGAACCUGUACUGGCUGGACAGCAAGCUGAAUACAAUUGAGGUGUCCGCAGAGAAUGGUUCUAACCGCUUGGUACUCGUACGCGAGAGCAUCACACAGCCGCGCGGCAUGUGCAUUGAUCCCAGUCCGGAUGCGCGUUUCAUUUUCUGGACUGACUGGGGCGAGAAUCCACGAGUCGAGCGUAUCGGCAUGGACGGCACCAUGCGCAAGACAAUUAUCAAUACAAAGAUUUACUGGCCCAACGGUCUGACUCUGGAUAUUGCAACAAAGCGUGUCUACUUCGCCGACUCAAAACUAGACUUCAUUGAUUUUUGCUACUACAACGGCACAGGACGUCAGCAGGUGUUAGCCAGCAGCCACUAUCUGCUGCACCCUCACUCGCUCUCCCUGUUCGAGGACACGCUCUACUGGACGGACCGACAGCUGAACCGUGUUCUGUCAGCCAAUAAGUUCCGCGGCAAAAACCAAACUGUCGUCUCGCAUCUGAUUAGCCAGCCGCUCUCCAUACACGUGCAUCAUGCGUCGCUUCAGCCGAUGUAUCCGAAUCCAUGUGCCGCAGCCCGUUGCCAGCAUCUCUGUCUGCUCAGUCCAAGCGCGCAGGAGGGCUACUCCUGCAAAUGCAAGCCGGGCUUCAGGUUACACAGUGAGGGGCGCUGCAUUGAGGAGGAGAAUCCCUAUCUGAUGGUGGUCAAAGGAACUCAGAUUGUUGAUCUGCCUCUGAACGGUGGUGAUGCACGUGCCGGUGCCUUGGCGCCCGUCAUUGGCAUCGAAAGCAGCACCGGGCUGGACUUUGACCGGAAAGGCGAGACGCUAUAUUGGGUGCAGGGCCGAGAGGAUGACGACGAAAACUGUACCAUUUAUACGACUCCCUAUGGAGGAGGCAACAAGACGCUGUUCCUGGGUGUCGAAAAUGGCAUUGUGGGCGCACCCUAUACCAUCGCCUUUGACUGGCUGGGCCGCAAUCUCUACAUUGGCAAUCGCGUUGCCAGCAACAUUGAGGCAGUGCGUGUGGACGGAAAGCAAAAGUAUCGCACUGUGAUUCUGGCAAAUAAUGGCACCGAGAGCUCCGUUUCGAAACCGAAGCAACUGGUGCUGGAUCCAAGUGAGGGAAAGCUAUUCUGGAUAGACGAGGGAGUGCUUGAAAUAAAAAUAGCACGGGUUGAUAUGAACGGUCAGGAUGCACGUGUCUUGCGCAAGGAUCUCAAGCACCCGGAAAGCAUUACCUUGGACACCGAGAAGAAGAUGAUAUACUACAGCACCAGCUCGACAGCAUCGAUCUGUUCGAUGGACUACAACGGCGACGGUCACAGGGUCAUACUUGACGAGAAGCAGGCCAUUUCGCGUGUCCGCAGCCUGGGCGUUUUGGAUCAUCGGCUCUACUACCUGGAUCCCACUUAUGAGAAGAUUGUGCGCGUUGACUUACCGAAGGGCAAUAAUCCCAAGACGAUCGUCGACAACGAACCCGAACUGCGCAGCAUGAUGAUCUACAAGAAGCGCGCAUUCAUGCAGCAUCCCUGCCAAACGUCGAACGGCGGCUGCAAACAGCUCUGCAUACCAGGUCCAUCUGCAUCUAGGACCUGCGCCUGCGGCAUUGGCUACCUCAAGGAGAACGAAAUUAAUUGCGUUGCCUACAAGACAUUUGCUGUCGUCUCGCAAGUGGACAUGAUACGCGGCUAUAGCUUGGAGGGCAGCUCCGAGGCCAUGGUGCCAAUCAGCGGUCCUGGCCACUACAUCCGGCACGUGGACAUUCUUUUCCGCGAACAAUGGAUUUAUUGGGCCGAGUUCCAUCGCGGCUAUUGGAACGGCAUAUUCCGAUCGCGGCCCAACGGCACCGACCUGCAGCAUGUGAUCAAGGAUGGCAUUGGCAGCAAUGGCAUACAUGGCUUGACCAUUGACUGGGUGGCGGGCAAUAUGUAUUUCGCAAACGUGUAUCCGCACGAGAACUAUGUGGAGGUGUGCUGGCUGGAUGGAACCAAUCGCAAGGUUCUGGUCAAGAAGACGAAUGAUGCGCCGCGCGAGCUAGCUGUUAACCCCAUCAAGCGACUGCUCUACUGGAUUGAUCAUGGCCAGCAUCCACGCAUAGGCAAAGCCCUGCUGGAUGGCAGUGACUGGAUACCACUGGUCACCUCUGGCAUUUCGCAACCACGAGACUUGACCAUUGACAUGCAAACGCACGAUGUGUACUGGGUGGACUCUAAGCUGGAUACGAUUCAGAAGAUUUCCUACAACGGCGUCAAUGCCAAGGUCAUACGCCGUGAUCUGCCCAAUCCUGUGGGCAUUGCCAUCUUCCUGAACGACGUUUACUGGGUGGAUGGCAAUCUUAUGACGGUCUUUAAGGCCUCCAAGCUGUACGGCAACAACAGCGAUUCCACGCCCGUGCGCACCAAUUUGGAGAAACUGAGCGACAUUGCCAUCUACGACAUCAACAAUCAGCCAACCGACGACAAUAAUCCGUGCGCCAAGCUAGGCAACGGCGGCUGUGACCAGCUCUGCUUCAGCUUCCCGCAAGGCACCACGAACCGCAACUAUCGCUGUGAUUGUGCCACGGGUAAACUGGCUGACGACGGCCGCAAGUGCGAGACAGUCAAUGAGUAUUUGGUGUUCGCUACGCGCACUGAGAUUCGCGCCGUUAACUUGGAUCCGCACUCGACUGAGGUGCCAUUUACGCCACUGACGAAUCUGACCAAUGUUGUGGGCCUGGACUUUGACUUUGCCGACAAUCAUAUGCUGUACACCCAGAUUCGGCCCUGGGCCAAGAUCGCCUACACUUCAGCGAACAAGCCGAGCCACAGUGACAUUAAUGUGGUGCUUAGCAAGGGUAUCAAUCCGGAGGGCAUUGCCUAUGACUGGACCCAGAACAAGAUCUACUGGACUGACAGCUCCAACAACUCCAUCUAUGCCAUGAAUCUGGGCGGCACCGAGCUAGUGAUGAUAGCGCGCGUUGAACGGCCACGUGCCAUUGUCUUGGAUCCAUGCAACGGCACACUCUUCUUUACGGACUGGGGUCGCUUCGGUACCUCCGGCAAGAUCUUCCGCACAACGAUGGCGGGCUCAUUGAAGCGCGCCAUCGUUGACAAAGAACUGUCCCAGCCGAGUGGCUUGGCCAUUGACUACGACGACCGUAAGCUCUAUUGGACGGAUGCGGUGCGCGAGAAGAUCGAGCGAGCUGAUUUGGAUGGACGCAACAGAGAGCUGCUGGUGGCCGCUACAAUUUACCCCUUCGCUAUAACCGUUUUCCGAGACUACAUCUACUGGACGGAUCUGCAGCUGCGUGGCGUGUAUCGAGCGGAGAAGCAUACGGGCGCCAACAUGGUUGAAAUGGUUAAGCGGCUAGAGGAUUCGCCCCGUGAUAUACGUAUAUUCAGUUCCGAUCGGCAGAAAUGUAACGUCAAUCCGUGCAACAUCAACAACGGCGGCUGUGCCCAAAGCUGCCAUCCGGCGCCAAAUGGCAAGGCCGAGUGCAAGUGCGACGACAACUCCAAAGUGGUCAACGAGGGACGGAUGUGCGCGCCUAGAAAUAACACGUGCGAGGCCAGUAAAUUCUACUGCAAGAACGGCAAGUGCAUUUCGCGAAUGUGGUCGUGCGACGGAGAUGACGACUGCGGCGAUAAUUCCGACGAGGAUCCCAACUACUGCGCGUAUCACUCGUGCUCGCCCAACGAGUUCCGCUGCAACAAUGGACGCUGCAUCUUUAAGUCAUGGAAGUGCGAUCACGAGAACGAUUGCAAGGACGGAUCCGAUGAGCUAGGAUGCACUUAUCCACCCUGUGUGGAUGGCGAGUUCACCUGUGCCAAUGGACGCUGCAUCCCGCAGGCACAGGUCUGCAAUGGCGUCAACGAUUGCAAGGACAACGCCACCUCCGACGAAACGCACGAGCGCUGCCCCAUGAACACCACCUGCCCGCACAACCAUCUCAAGUGCGAGAAGACGAACAUCUGUGUGGAGCCCUACUGGCUGUGCGACGGCGACAACGACUGCGGCGACAACUCGGACGAGGAUCCCCUACAUUGCGGCCAGCGCACGUGUCCAUCGAAUAGCUUCCGUUGUCCCAACCAUCGCUGCAUUCCAGCCACUUGGUACUGCGACGGCGAUGACGAUUGUGGCGAUGGCGCCGAUGAGCCGCCAGACUACUGCAAGUCCGAGGGACGCACCUGCUUCGGCGAUCUGUUCACCUGCGACAAUGGCAACUGCAUACCGCGCAUCUACAUCUGUGAUGGGGACAACGAUUGCUUGGACAACAGUGACGAGGACAACAGGCAUCAGUGCAACGACCGCAAGUGUGACGAGGAAACGGAGUUCACUUGCUUAGAGAACAAGUCGUGGCAGCGCGCCCAAUGCAUACCGAAAAAAUGGAUAUGUGACGGCGAUCCAGACUGUGUGGAUGGGGCGGACGAGAAUACAACGCUGCACAAUUGCGCCACCCAACAGCCCUGCGGCGAGGAUAUGUUCACCUGUGGCAACGGUCGCUGCAUCAAUAAGGGCUGGACUUGUGAUCACGACAAUGAUUGCGGCGAUGGCACCGAUGAAGGCAAGUUCUGCAACUCCAAGUACAAGACGUGCUCCACGCUAGAGUUCACGUGCCAGAACUUCAAGUGCAUACGCAACCAGUACAGGUGCGAUGGCGAAGACGACUGCGGUGACCACUCGGAUGAGGUUGACUGCAAAAAAGAGAACGUCACCUGCGCCCAGGGACAGUUUGCCUGCACCAAUGGCCAGUGUAUUGACUAUAGUCUGGUCUGCAACAAGGUGCCCGACUGCACAGACGAGUCCGAUGAGCCGGCCCACUGCAAUGUGGAUGAGUGCGCCAAGGUGGAGAUCAAUCAAUGCGGCCACAAGUGCGUCGACACACUCACCGGCUACUACUGUGACUGCAACGAGGGCUACAAAUUGCUGGCCGAUGGCAAGGCGUGUGCGGAUGUGGAUGAGUGUCUGGAACAGCCAGGUGCCUGCUCGCAGCACUGCUCCAACACACCCGGCAGCUUCUACUGCAAGUGCGACGAGAACUAUUAUGAGCGCCAGAACGAUGAGCACACGUGCAAGCGCAAGGACAAUGUUCCGCCCUGGCUGAUCUUCACCAACAAGUACUACGUUCGCAAUAUGUCUGUGGAUGGCCGUCAGUACAACCUCAUGCAUCAGGACCUGAUGAAUGUGGUUGCCCUGGACUUUGACAUUAAGGAGCAGUAUAUGUAUUUCUGCGAUGUGACCGCCAAGACCAUAUUCCGUGCCAAAUACUCGAGCAACGAUGAUCUACCGACGGAGCGGGAAGCUGUCAUCAGACACGACUCGCACGGCCUAGAGGGCAUUGCCAUUGAUUGGGUGGGACGCAAGCUCUACUGGUUGGACAGGCACUCAAAGAAUCUGGAUGUCUCCGAGUUGGACGGCACCAAGCGGAAGACAUUGCGCAGCGGCGUUGUCGAUCCUCGCGCCAUUGUCGUGCAUCCAGGCAUUGGCUACUUGUAUUUCACGUCUUGGCAUCUGCAAGCCUACAUUGCCAAAAUGGGCAUGGAUGGGUCGAACUUUACGCGCAUCCUUAACUGGAACGACGGCAUCGCCUGGCCCAAUGCACUGUCCAUUGACUACUUCACGGAUCGCAUCUAUUGGGCCGAUGCCCACUUGGAUUACAUUGCGUACACCGAUCUGGAGGGCCGGCAUCGUCACAUAGUGCUCUCCGGCACUAGUGUCCCCCACGUAUUUGCCCUUAGCCUGUUCGACGACUAUAUUUACUGGAGCGAUUGGAAUCUCAAGGCGAUUGUGCGCGCCAAUAAGUUCCAUGGCGCCAACUAUACAGUGCUGCGCAACACAACGCAUCGUCCCUACGACUUGCACAUCAACCACUCGCUGCGCCAAUUGCCCUAUCACAAUCCGUGCGGCACCAACAAUGGUGGCUGCUCGCAUCUCUGCUUGAUAGCCCCGCCACCGGAGUCCACCUAUCUGAACAUCGAGGGCUACAUUGAGGAAGGCGCGCCCAUUUACAAAUGCGCCUGCCCCAAUCAAUUCUAUUUGGCACGCGACUCCAAGACCUGCAUAGCCAACUGCACGUCGGGACAGCAUUUGUGUGGCGGCAGUGACGAGAAGUGCAUACCCUGGUUCUGGAAGUGCGACGGCGAGAAGGAUUGCAAGGAUGGCUCCGAUGAGCCAGCCACCUGCGGACCACGCCAUUGCCGCGCCGGCACCUUCCAGUGCAAGAAUACCAACUGCACUCCAUCGGCAACAAUAUGCGACGGCAUCGACGACUGCGGCGAUGGCAGCGACGAGCAAAACUGCGAACUGCCCUGCCCACUCUCAGACUUCAAGUGCAAGACUAGCGGACGCUGUAUACUCGACAGCUGGCGCUGCGACGGCGAUGCCGACUGCAAGGAUGGCAGCGACGAGGAUCCUCUGGUGUGCCACAAGCGCACCUGCGACCCUGAAACGGAGUACUCUUGCAAGAACGGACGCUGCAUACCGCAGCUGUGGAUGUGCGACUUCGACAAUGAUUGCGGCGAUGAUUCCGAUGAGCCAGCCUACAUGUGCCGGCAGCGCAACUGCACCACCGGCUGGCAGCGCUGUCCCGGCCAAUCGAACUAUCGUUGCAUACCCAAAUGGCUGUUCUGCGAUGGCAAGGACGACUGCCGCGACAAUAGCGAUGAGCUGCCCGAGAACUGUCCCAAGUGCUCAUCGGAGACGGACUUUAAGUGUGGCAACAAUCGCUGCAUACCCAUGCAAUGGAUGUGUGACUUUGCGGAUGAUUGCGGCGAUGCGAGCGAUGAGAACGAUGCGAUUUGCAAGGGUCGCUAUCGCGAGUGCUCCGAAUCAGAGUUCAGAUGCGGCAAUGGCAAGUGCAUCUCGUCACGCUGGCAGUGCGAUCAUGAGGACGACUGCGGCGACAACUCGGACGAGAUGAACUGCGAGGGAUAUCAGUGCAAGAAUGGCACCUUCCAAUGUAGCUCCGGCCACUGCAUCGCCAGCUAUUUCCGGUGCGACGGCGAUCGUGAUUGUCGCGACAUGUCCGAUGAGAUUGACUGCCCGCCACGAUUCCCGGGCGGACGUUUCUGUCCGGAGUCACGAUUCCAGUGCACCAAUAAUCUGUGCGUCUCGCUGACCGAUCUCUGCGAUGGCACCGACGAUUGCGGCGACGGCAGCGACGAGGAUCCCAAGGUCUGCAGCGACUUCAACUGCGACACGCUGCGGCGCUUCCAGUGCGCCAACCAUCGGUGCGUAGCCCGCUAUCAAAUCUGUGACGGCAUCGACAAUUGCGGCGAUGGCAGCGACGAGAACAACAUGACCCUCUGCGCCAGCAAACAGAAGCCCUGCGAUCUGUACACUCAAUACCAGUGCGCCAACAAGCAUUGCAUCGAGCGUGCCCAGGUCUGCGAUUUCUCCGACGACUGCGGCGAUGCCAGCGAUGAGCUGGGCUGCCAUCAUACCAGUAGCUGCUCCGAACAGAACCGCGGCGGCUGCCAGCAUCAUUGUCACAACCUAACGGAUGGCGGCUACAUUUGCACAUGCUAUCCGGGCUACAUCAUAGCGUCGGACAACAAAAAGAAGUGCGCCGAUGUGGAUGAGUGCGCAACGCGGCAACAUACGUGCUCGCAUCAGUGUCACAACAUGAACGGCACCUACUCCUGUAGCUGUCGUGAAGGCUUCCAUCUGUCGGAUGGUGCCAGCGGUGUGUGCAAGGCUACGAAGGAAAAUGUGGUGCUGGUGUUUGCCAAUGGGCCAGAGAUACGAGGUCUAGACCUGCAAAAGAAGGAGGAGUUCGAUGUGAUUGCAUCGGAGAAACGCAUCGAAGCGCUAGACUACGACGCCCAGCAACAGAUUGUGUUCUGGGCGGAUAGCUAUGACAAGACCAUAAAGCGUUCCUACAUGGUGAAUGCAUUAGACGGACAGGCGAAGAUUGGUUUUGCCCAGGAUCUCAAUAUGAAGGGCGGAUCGAAGCCAACGGCUGUUGCUGUCGACUGGCUGGCCUCAAAUCUUUAUUGGGCUGAGGUGGAUCGCACUGGAUCGAAGCCACGCGGUCGCGUCAUGGUGGCCAAAACGGAUGGCCGCUAUCGCAGAUCGAUUGUGAACGCCGGCUUGGAAGUGCCCACUUCAAUUGCAGUGAAUCCGCAACUUGGACGUAUCUACUGGGCCGAUGCGGGCUCUGCACCCAAAAUCGAGGUCUCUUGGAUGGAUGGCUCGAAACGUCGACCGCUGAUCACAGAGCAAAUACGUCAUCCCGCUGGCCUAACCAUUGACUACUCGCAGGAUCACAUCAUCUACUGGGUGGACACCAAGCUCAAUGCCAUCGAGUCGAUGCGUGCCGACGGCUCUCGCCGCAAGUCCAUUGUCAAGGGCGACCAGUUGCGCCAUCCCGUCUCGCUGGAUCUGUUUGAGUCGAACAUGUUCUGGGUAACGCGCGAUACGGGCGAGCUGCUGCGUCAGGAUAAAUUCGGUCGUGGCGUUCAGGUGGUGGUGCAUCGCAACCUCGUUAAUCCGUCCGGCCUCAAGGUCUACCACGAGAAGCGCUACAAUACCUCGCUGCGAAAUCCCUGCUACGAAUCCAGCUGCUCGCAUCUGUGUCUCCUGGUGCCUGGCGGACAUCGGUGCGCCUGCCCCGAUACCUCUGGCCCGUUGCCCUCGCAUCGCAGCACCGCUGAAGUCAUUUGUGAUGCGGCCGCCGAACGGCCACGUCCAGCUCCACGCAUCUGCCCCUGCCAGAACGGCGGCCUCUGCAAGGAGGAUGAUCGCGGCGAGCUCUACUGCGAAUGUCUGCCAGACUUCAAGGGCGAGCACUGCGAACGCAGCACAACGGGCGCCUUUGGUCAUGGCGGCGCCAAUGUAACCGCCGUCGUGGUGCCCAUCAUGGUCAUACUGCUUGUCAUGAUGGCCGCUGUCGGCGCCUGGUAUGUCAUCCGCAAGCGUCCAUUCGGCAAGCUGGCGCGCAUGCCUGCAAUGACCUCUUCGCAGAGCGUCACCUUCCGGCAUGGUUCCAAUGUGGAGUUCAGCGAGAGCGGCUUCCCGGGCGCCUCAGCACCCGGCGCUAAUGACAUGGCGCCCAUCGAAGGCUACAAUUUGCAGACCGUGAAUGCCAAUAAGGCGCGCGACUUUGCCAAUCCCAUGUACGAUGCCGUACAGCUGGGCACCAGCUCCGAUCCGGGCAUGAGCAAUGGCUCAGGCAUCUACGAUGUGCCACAGGAACCGUCCAAGUCAAAGGCCAUGGGCCACUCCGGCUCCUUUACGGAGCCCGCCUCGGCCAUCAUUGCGCCGAGCAGCAUUACGCACAAGUCAUCGCCGCAGCUGCAGCUGCGUACACGCGAGCUGGACCCAUCGGCAGAUACCGGCAAGGAUACCCAGUAUCUGGUUGAGGAGGAUAAGUCAGAGUGCUGAUAUAAAGCUAAUCAGGCCGUGGUCUCGCUGCCGCUCAGCUGUCGACGUCAGCAGCGAACGCAGCCGCGGCCCAACAGUUAUCCGCUGCACGCAUAGCACCGACCUAAUCAAUACCAAUACAAGCAACUACAACAAGAACAACAAGAACAUCGCCAACAACAUCAACAAAAACAACAGAAACCACAGCAGCAACAACAGGGACAGAGCAAACAUCACAAAUCUUGGCAUGCAGCCUCCGGCGAGAGCAGCGCAAAACUAACCACAAAAGUUUAAACUCUAAAUACAAAUAUGAUAUAUGUCAAUAUAUUUAACGGACAACAACAAUAGGAACAAGAACAACUUUGCUAAAGGAUCACCUGCCGCAAUGAGGACACGUUAACUAGGCACAGUCUGUUGCCAUGUGCAUACAUAUCCAUAUAAAUAGAUGUAUAGAAACAUAUAUAUGUAUAUCAAGUAUAUAUGUAUAUAUGCUCGUGUGUAUGUUUACCUGCUGCAACCUUCGCUGCCUCUCCACUAACUCCCAGCCCUGUGCUUAAACGUACUUUACGCAAACAAACACUAAAACACAUAUCCUUCGAGACGAACGUGGGCGAGAGAUCCAAACAGCCAACAUAAAAGAAAAACGAGCAAAAGAAAAGAAAAGACAAAACAAAAAAAAAC
Messenger RNA from Drosophila hydei, 14704 nucleotides. It is a transcript of the gene mgl, whose product is annotated as low-density lipoprotein receptor-related protein 2. Lineage: Eukaryota; Metazoa; Arthropoda; Insecta; Diptera; Drosophilidae. The transcript is spliced from 14 exons. Gene Ontology annotation, molecular function: protein binding; calcium ion binding. The record is from RefSeq and is a predicted model, not a curated record. Bases 86 to 14044 code for a protein of 4652 amino acids.